Molecule: messenger RNA, 1200 nt
Organism: Knipowitschia caucasica
Lineage: Eukaryota; Metazoa; Chordata; Actinopteri; Gobiiformes; Gobiidae
Source: the annotation of a GenBank genome assembly
AUGACUAAUGCAGCAGAGAUUCCACCAGGUCUGAAGGAGCUGCUGCAAGCCUUCACUGUGGACGUCCUGCGCCACAAACCGGACAAUCUGGUGGAGUUCGCUGUGCAACAUUUCAGCAGCAUUUUGGAGACGAAAAACAACCAACAACCCAAGAAACUCAGCUUCAGGUCAGCCAAGAAAGGCGUGACUUUUGAGCCCAAAUCGGACCAAGCUAAAGAGGAAGAAGAGGAGGAGGAGGAGGAGGAAAGCACAGACAAGUGCACAACCGGAAAAUACAACCGCAGAGUGUCAGUUUGCGCGGAGGCGUAUAACCCUGAUGAUGACGAGGAGGACGACUCAGAGCCUCGUGUGGUUCAUCCCAAAACAGACGUGCAGAGACGCAGGCUGCAGGAGGCGUGUCGGGACAUCCUCCUGUUCAAGACCCUGGAGCAGGAGCAGUUUUCUGAGGUAUUGGACGCCAUGUUUGAGGUCCAGGUCAAACCAGACGAGCACAUCAUAGACCAGGGAGAUGACGGAGACAACUUUUAUGUGAUAGAGCAGGGCAUCUAUGACAUAUUUGUGAAAAAUGGAGGUAAAGAUUUGUGCGUGGGAAAGUAUAACAACAAGGGCAGUUUUGGAGAGCUGGCUCUGAUGUACAACACCCCCCGAGCUGCGACUAUCGUGGCCACACAGGAGGGGGCGCUGUGGGCUCUGGAUAGAGCCACAUUUCACAGGCUCAUUGUGAAGAACAACGCUAAAAAAAGGAAAAUGUACGAAGCUUUUAUCGAAUGCGUUCCACUCCUCAAGUCUCUGGAGAUUUCUGAAAGAAUGAAGAUCGUGGAUGUUCUGGGGAUCCGUGUUUUCAAAGAUGGACACUGCAUCAUCAAAGAGGGGGACAAAGCCGACUGCUUUUACAUUGUUGAAUCAGGAGAAGUGAAGAUUAUGAUUAAGAGCCUUAAAAAGACAGACCAAGUGGAGAACUCUGAAGUGGAAGUGGCUCGUUGCACUCGGGGGCAGUAUUUUGGAGAACUUGCCCUCGUCACAAACAAACCCAGGGCUGCCUCUGUGUACGCUGCUGGGGAGACAAAGUGUUUGGUCAUUGACAUCCAGGCGUUCGAGCGCCUGCUGGGCCCCUGUAUGGACAUCAUGAAGAGGAAUAUUUCCCAGUACGAGGAUCAGAGAAUGGCCCUGUUUGGAUGUGCCGUAGACUUAAGAAAUUAA